Molecule: messenger RNA, 2846 nt
Organism: Amphibalanus amphitrite
Lineage: Eukaryota; Metazoa; Arthropoda; Thecostraca; Balanomorpha; Balanidae
Product: zinc finger protein 668-like
Exons: 3
Coding region: 70-2511 (813 amino acids)
Biological process (GO): regulation of transcription by RNA polymerase II
Cellular component (GO): nucleus
Molecular function (GO): RNA polymerase II transcription regulatory region sequence-specific DNA binding; DNA-binding transcription factor activity, RNA polymerase II-specific
Source: RefSeq, a predicted model, not a curated record
CGAAGCCCUAUUUACCCAUAUGUUAUUCUCAUCUCUUUUGGUUACAAUAUCAUUUUGAAAAGUAGCAAUAUGGCUGCUUCUGGUUUCCCAGCAUCUGUAGUUCAGUGGGGUGUUCCAACCCCUCAGGAAGAUGGUGAACCUUCACAAGCCAGCUAUGUGGAACCAGCUGGAUACAGUGCAAGUAAUGUUCUCUGUGUUCCCGUGACAGGAGAGGCAUCCAGUCCACCCCAGUCAGAAAAUCUCUGCCUGCUGGCCUCAGCAGGCACAAACACAUCACCUGCUGUACAAUGCAUCAUUUGUGGCCAGUAUACGAGUGAUCCAGCUCUGAAGUCCUCUCAGCUGGCACCUUUUUCUCAGAGGUCCUCUGUUGAACUAGAUGGUGUAUCACUAGAAGUGAGUUCAGUUUGCCACAGCUGUGCCAGCCUUUUUCAAAGAGUUGAUUACCAUUGCAUGCUGGCAAGCAGAAUCAGGCAUGGAUUGAAAAAAUGUGCUGAUGCCAAACACAGUUUUCAGGUGCCGGGGGACUUUAUCCAGCUGCAGUGCAGCCUCUGCCCGGCACAGGUGUCGGACCGGCGCGCCCUGGCAGCCCACCUGAGCUCCCACCUGCAGGGCGGUCGGCUGCCGUGCGCCGCCUGUGGGCGCAGCUUCUCCGGCUGGCAGACGCUGCGGCGGCACGCGCUGGCCGCCCACCAGGGCGCACUGCUCAGCCGCUGCCAGCGCUGCCCGGCCGCCUUCAGCUCGUCCGCCAAGCUUGUAGCGCAUAAGCUGGCGCAGCACGGCGUCGCGGAGAGUCUGCGCCGGCACCGGUGUCCCGUCUGCCGGCGCCGGUUCGGCCGCGCGCACCGGUACGCCGCGCACCUGCGCACCCACGGCGCUCCGGCGGCGGCCGAGCUGCGGCGCACGCUGGCGGCACUGGCUGCCGGGCGGACCGCCGAGCGCGCCGCGGAGCCCGCGCCUGUGGCCGGUGGCGGACGGACUCAGGACGGCGGUACGCUGGAGGGUCGCCGGCCGGCUGAGCACAGGGUGGAGAGCGAGGAGGAGUGGCAGAGGUCGGACGAGGACGGACUGAUCUCUGGUGAGGAUCGGUCUCCAGACGAACCGCCUGUAUCGGACGGCGACGCGGGAGCUCCAGGGGAUGGUUGUUCGGACUCACCCGCACAGACAGACGUACGAGACUCAGCAGCGCCCAGUCAGAUGUCUGCCACUGCUGGCGACGCGGUCGGGUUCUCCUGUGACCAGUGUGACAAAGUGUUCAAGCGUAAACAGUCACUGGAGCGGCACGUCAGUGCCAUGCACAAACCGUCGGAGAACCUGAGGUGUGACGAGUGUGGCAAGUCGUUUAGCAUCAGGUUCUACUGGCAAAAGCACAUGAACCGCCACCGCGCCAAGCGGGAGCAGUGUGUCAAGUGUGGCCGUCAGUUCGUGAACGGCCGGGCGCUGAAGAGGCACAAGUGCGUGGCGGAGGAGCUGGCCGCCGAGCUGGAGGCGUCGGAGCCGGCUCCGCUGACUCGGACGGAGCCGGCUCCGCUGACUCGGACGGAGCCGGCUCCGCUGACUCGGACGGAGCCGGCUCCACAGUCACAGUCAGAGCCGGCUCCACAGCCACAGCUGCCCCAGCAGCCACAGUUGGAGUCGGCGACAGCGACCGGCGCCGGCGGUCCGUGUCCGGUCUGCCAGUGCCGGCUGGGGACCGGUGAGGGCUCACAGGGCGGCCUGGACCCGGCGGACGGCGGGCGGCCAGCAGCCCCCUGCACCUGCGGCCCUUCACAGCCAGCGGCCGCUGCAGAGGCGGCGGUCCCCUCCACCCCGGGCACCCAGUACACGUGCGAGACCUGUGGCGAGUCGUUCGCCACGCUGGCGCGACUCAGCGUCCAUAACCGGUCUCAUCACGAGCCGCGUGCGCACAUCUGCCGCACCUGCGGAGCCGUGUUCGCGGCCGCCUCCGAGCUGCGCAAGCACAGCUUGCAGCACCGAGAGCGCAGCUACCAGUGCUCCGUCUGCGGCAAGUGCUUCCGCUGGAAGAACAACCUGGACAUCCACGCGCGUAUCCACGCCGACGAGCGGCCCUACCAGUGCGACAUCUGCGGCCACGCCACGCGCUGCUCGGCCAACCUGCGCCUCCACAAGCAGCGCGUGCACUCGGCACUGCGGCCACACGUGUGCCCGCUCUGCCAGAAGGGCUUCAAGGAGCGCUACAGCAUGACGAUCCACAUGCGCAGUCACACAGGCGACCGGCCCUACGUCUGCGAGUUCUGUGGCGAUGGGUUCGUCACCAAGGGGAAACUCAACAGCCACAUGAGCAAACACUCUGAGCGGCGGCCCCACGAGUGUCCGCUCUGCCUGAAGGCCUUCAAGACGGCGGCUAUCCUGGGCAAACACUGUCGCAAAGUGCACGGCAUGGCUGUGGAGGAGGCGGCAGCGCGUGCCGGUCGUCCGCCCCCGCCCCCGCCCCCGCCGGAGGCUGCACCGCUCAAUCACCAACUAGGGACGCACCAAUACCUGACUGGUUAGGUCGCUUAACAAUGAUGUGUACCACUGUUCAACUAUCUGUAGGCCCUUUCGAAUCACUGCACCAUGUGCUCCAUUAUGAGAAACGAAGGGAUAUGUUUGUAGGAUGCUAUUGUGCUUCCAGUAGACCAGUUUUAUUGGUAUCGAUCAUCAGGAUGCUGGGCUGCAGUGGCGUAUCCAAGGGGGGACCCUGGGGGUCCUAGGGUCCCCCCUGGAGCAAAAAAAAAUUUUUUUUUUUACUCGAAAAAAAUUGAAAACACUUUGAGGGCCCUUUUCACCACUUACAUUUUUUUUUACAUAAUGAAAAGUAUCAAUUACAUUUCUAGGGACCCUUUUAG